Tetrahymena thermophila SB210 is the source of this 765-nucleotide messenger RNA. RefSeq lists its product as hypothetical. NCBI's taxonomy places the organism in Eukaryota, Ciliophora, Oligohymenophorea, Hymenostomatida, Tetrahymenidae. The record is from RefSeq and is a predicted model, not a curated record. The transcript has a single exon.
AUGAUAAUUUAAAUGCAGAAUUAAAAAAAGAAAAAUAAGAAUUUAACAAUCUGCAAAAGGAGAUGUAGAAUUAACUUAAACAAAAAGAUGAGUUAUUAGAUGCUGCCAAUAAAACUUUAUCAGAAAUAAAAAAAGAAAACUAAAAUUUAAACAGUUAGAAAGAUAAAAUUCUCGAAUCAAUAAAAUUAAAAUCAUCAAAAUAUAAACAACUUAAAUAAAAAUGUCAUGAUACAUAAAGUUAAAAUGAUAAACUUUAAUAGUCAUUAGAUGAUUUGUCUAGAUAAUCCCAAGAAUUUAAAUAAUAAGUCAUUUAAUAGUAAGAAAGAAUUAAAUUAAUCAUAGAAGAAAACGAAAGAUUCUAGAAUCAACUUUAAGUGGUAUCUCGAGGACCAUAAAGUAUCAAAGAAUUUUAGACUGUUUCUUAUAACCAGUAAAUAAACUUAUCUGAUCUCUUUAUGGAUAAACCAAAAAUCAAAGAUUUUUUCAAAUUUUAAUAUGAAGAAGGCAUGUAAAAAAAAACAGUAAGCUUAUUGUCAUACUCAAAAGGUUCAUCCUAAAUCCUAAGCUAGAUUUUAAAAAAGAAUAUCACUAAACAAAAAAACAAUGAAAAUGACCUCUUCAUCUAUAAUCACGAAGUUAACAAAAAACAAAGUUCCCUAUUUCUUAACACUAAAAAAAUGGGAUAACCAAUUACUUGCUAUAAAAGAAGUGAAAACAAUCAAUCAUUACAUUUCGAUGAAAAAGAAAUACAAAAUCGCUUAAUGA